AUGAGCAGCAACUCUUCUUCCGACCACGACAACUCCGAUGACUCCGAUUUCUCUCUCGAGUCCAAUCGCGGGCGACAGCAACGGCGCUCUAAUUCCCAACUUGAACCCUUUGACCUCAGCCUUUCGGUAUCACAAGAUCAGAAUCCACCACAAGAUCAUGAAAAUUUUGAAAGUGGGCGGGAAGGAGCCAACGAAGAUGAACCAAAUUCCUCACAAACCCGAUGGGAGCACUGGGAUACGCUUCUCGCAAUCUUGGAUGAAAAGUCAUUAACUCAAUACACCACACUCUUGGAACAAACCGAGAGUGAUAUAUCAACAACUACUGAAGCAACCGAUGACGAUGAAACCACCCAGAUAGGUACAGUGAUCUGGACCGCAGCGGAAAAAAUAUCACUCUUCCAACUUCUCGGCCGGAAGGGCAAGAAUGGACUCGGGCAGGUCGCCGCUCUUCUUGGGAGCAAGUCAGAAUUGGAAGUGCUGGAUUACCUCAAAGUACUCCAGCGUGGCUUGGAAGAUCAGCAUAUCCUGAAGCGACAGCUCAACACAAUAAUCCUGGGUGACGUUCCCGCUGCCAUGGAAGUCAGUAAAGAAUGCUGCGCCGAGCUGGAUAAAUACGCGCGGGUCCUGACAAUGAGAGAAGACCUUGAUGUGGAGAUUGCGGGCCGCGUAACUUAUGACGAUAAUGCGAUUAUUGCCAAAGCCCAGGCUAAGAAACUCAUUGCACGAGAAAUCAAUGCCCCCUUGCCAGGCAGGAUCGAUCUCGCUGCCAAUUUGUUCAAUAUUCCACAUUGGAUACAUCUCUCUGAAACAAUGUUCAUGAAUUUCGGCGGGUCAAGAUCGGAAGAUUGCUGGAGUAACAUCGUUCAAUCAAAAUCUGAGUCUCCGUCGCUGCACGGUGAAGCUCUCAUGGAUUUCUACGCUUUGACAAUGAGCGUUACGCGCCGUUUGAUUCAAUCCGCUCUCUUCUUUGCCAUGUCACGACUACAUGGUCUGCAUGCAAUAGGCAGAGACAGAGGAAGCUUCGUUCGAAAGAGAGACGUUCGAGCUGCUCUGGACGUGUUGAAUAUGGAACACGACCGAGGUGGAGCUAGUUUCUUUGUCAAUCUCGCACGUCGAAAUCGGUUGACCAUCACAGAUGAUGUGGAUGACGAAAAGGAGCCUCGGACUAUCAGCUACGAUGAAGCUCUUCAGAUUACCCAUGAGGACGAAGACUCCAACAACUCUGAUCAGGAUGAUAUUCUAAGCCAAUCGGAAGGUGAUAGUCAGUCUAAAUUGGAGGCCGCGGGCUCACAACCAGCCCCGAUUCCAAUUCAGCGUUCAUUACCUCAAAUUCCAAAGACCGCAUGGGAAGAAAUGCCUCUAGAUCCCGAAGAUGAGCAUGCAAACCUCCUCGAUCUAGAAAUGAGUCGCCGCGAGGAAAUAAAGCUAUGGCAUCUAUUGGAAGAACCCGUGCCAUCUCGUCUCAAUGCCUCCCUUGUUCCGGAGAACGAAAUUGAAAAAGACGCACUUUCUCGCAAGCCUGCCCCCGAACGCAAGUCAAGAGAGGACCUGGUUGACUGGCGCGACCGAACUCUUUACCGGGGCGAUUGGGAAGAUUACAAGGAUGGUACUCAAGACCUCGAAGCCGAGUUGGUUGAAAAUCGACAAAAAAGACGCUGGGCGAUGUAUGAGGAAGGGUCAUCGGAGGAAGAAAUUGAAAGAUCACGGAGACCCAGAAAAAGGAGACCAUCCGAUCAUUUGCCUACCAAUAUUGUCGGAAUUGAUGACUCGGCCGACGAGGAUACUGGAGACGGCGCAGUGGAGGACAACGAAGCUCCCGAUGGAGCAGGCGAGGACCGCAUGGAUGUCGAUGAACCCAGUCCUAGUCUCAGACCAAGCAUUGUUGUUCAAGUGCCGCGGCAUGGAAGUACAAAAGAGCCAAUUCCCUGA
This is a messenger RNA of Penicillium verhagenii, 1929 nucleotides long. RefSeq lists its product as uncharacterized. Gene Ontology annotation, cellular component: RNA polymerase I upstream activating factor complex. Gene Ontology annotation, biological process: nucleolar large rRNA transcription by RNA polymerase I; transcription initiation at RNA polymerase I promoter. Gene Ontology annotation, molecular function: rDNA binding; RNA polymerase I general transcription initiation factor activity. The transcript has a single exon. Bases 1 to 1929 code for a protein of 642 amino acids. NCBI's taxonomy places the organism in Eukaryota, Fungi, Ascomycota, Eurotiomycetes, Eurotiales, Aspergillaceae. The record is from RefSeq and is a predicted model, not a curated record.